Molecule: messenger RNA, 680 nt
Organism: Lottia gigantea (owl limpet)
Lineage: Eukaryota; Metazoa; Mollusca; Gastropoda; Lottiidae
Exons: 4
Source: RefSeq, a predicted model, not a curated record
AUUACAAAUGUCUCGAAUAUUAAAUCAUUUUUGCGUUUUACUAUUCUUUGAUAUAAUCGCUGCUGAAGAUGUCUAUGUUACAACCAAGUAUGGGAAGUUAGUAGGCAACCGAUACAAUAUCAGUCACGAUUGGGCAAUUGAUACUUUCUUAGGAAUACCUUAUGGAGCUCCACCUACAGGGUCUUUAAGAUGGAAGAAAUCAGUGCCAGUAAAGCCAUGGACAGGUGUGAAGUCUGCACAGAACGCUGGAAAUAUCUGCUGGCAAAGCGGGAGUGAUUCAUGGUUUCCUAGAACGACCACUUUUACACAGUCUGAGGAUUGUCUCAACUUAAACGUGUAUACACCGAGGAAAACCAAUUCAUCCUUAAUACCAGUAAUGGUGUAUAUUCAUGGUGGAGCAUUUGUUCGUGGUUCUGGUUUGGAGCGUAUUGGAAAACAACUUGCAAUAAAAGAUGUCGUGGUCGUUACUCUAAACUAUAGACUAGGUCCUCUGGGUUUCCUAUCAACUGAAGAUCAGGCUGCUCCGGGUAAUUUUGGUUUAUUAGAUCAACUACUCGCUCUACAAUGGGUACAGGAUUGCAUUGGUGGUUUUAGUGGUGAUGCUGGUAGAGUAACUGUAUUUGGUUUCAGUGCUGGAGCUGCUAGCAUUUCAUUACUUUUAACCUCACCAUUAUCAAAAG